UGACUUCGCGAUAUAUCGACUAAGCUUUGAUUUAUCGAUUAGUUUUGAUAGUGCUGUAUAAAUAAUACUUGUUUAUGUUUUGUUUGUAUCUUCUGGUCAGCAAGCUUAAUGUCUGAAAUUAAAGCUACGGAUAUAGCGGAGGACAAUGCAGAUACUACACCAGAUCUGGAGUCUUUUAAUGGAUAUGAAUUUAACAACUAUACAGCGGCCGAAUCCUUUAUACAAGGUCUAUCUGGAAUGGUAAAUCAGAGCGAUGUAGAGACCAUGAUAAGAGCACAAAAACAAAUGCUACAGCGCUUUGAGAAAACUAAUGAAAUGCUGCUCAACUGCAAUGCCUUGUCGCAAAGCCGUUUGAAGAAUGCAAGUGAAGAUUUCAAACGACAUGUAAAAUUACUGAGUGAAAUGAAAAAGGAUCUAGAUUACAUAUUUCGCAAGGUGCGCAUAAUAAAGCAAAAGCUACAGCAGCAAUAUCCUGCUAUAUAUGCAGAAGUUCAGCCCCAGCGCAGUAGCUUGGCCGAGGAGGCGGAAGAUGAAACGGAAGCUGCGAAGGCUGCGCAGUUAGCGGAAUCAUCACAGCCGAAGCCCACGGCAGAGCCAGCUCCCAAAAAGAGCGGAGCGACAAUUGAAUACGUGCAAAUGCAGGAGGCUAUCGAGAACGGUAUUGUUGAGAUAGAAAAUGAACUGAUAAAACGUGUCUGCUCCGUGGAGACAGCCAAUCCCAAUGACUCCUCCGAUUGUACGUCAGAAGAUACUGGUUAAGCAUUAGUUAAUAAUUUGCUUUAUUUAACAUAUUUAUCUAAACAAUAUUUAUUAUACGUUCUAGUGGAAUAUCUAGUAUAUGCAAUAGGUUACAUAAUGA
Molecule: messenger RNA, 859 nt
Organism: Drosophila mojavensis
Lineage: Eukaryota; Metazoa; Arthropoda; Insecta; Diptera; Drosophilidae
Product: kxDL motif-containing protein CG10681
Exons: 2
Coding region: 109-759 (216 amino acids)
Biological process (GO): lysosome localization
Cellular component (GO): BORC complex
Source: RefSeq, a predicted model, not a curated record